ACUAACACGUGACUGACAUCAGCUUAUCGGCAGGCGGAACCAACACGGAAACAUGGCGGUCUCACUGAACAGAUUGCCUGUCACAGAAUGUCUAAAACUCUGUCACAAGGUGGUGGAUGGGCUGUGUGGGCGGGCGCCUCCGUGCAGGGCGGACUACAGCGCCCCCUGGAGCCCGGAGGACUGGCUGCAGCUGCUCAGCUCUCUCACAGCCCUCUUCCGCCUGGCAGUGGGGAACAACAGCUCUGAUGAAGAGGUGCUGGCGGGGUUGGCAGACGUGGGCAGCAGCCACGCUACGUCGGUGCUGAGCGUGUUGGCAGCCAGGCGGGAAGAGAUCCGCGACGCGUUGCUGGACAGAACCAUCUCCAUCUCCUCCACCACUCUGCAGGACUUUGACUGGCAGCUGAAGUUGGCUCUGUCCAGUGAUAAGAUCUCAUCUCUCCACACUCCUCUGCUCAGUCUCAUCCUGGAUGUGAGGGAGAACAGAGCCCUCCAGUCUGUCGCCAUGGAGAUGGACCGAGAGGAGUUAAACACACUCAUCGCUUCACUAGAGGCGGCUAAUAAGGUGGUGCUGCAGUUGAAAUGAUGGAAAGACUUUGGACCGCCAUGAUUAUUCCACGAAGCACAGAGGACGCACGUGUUGGAGACAGUUCUGUCCUUCAGUCGUGUAAAUGAGCACGAGAACUUUCUACAUAUAUUAAGUAGUUUGGCAGCUGUCAGACUUUUAUUUUUUAUUAAAACAACUACACUUCU
This is a messenger RNA of Pseudoliparis swirei, 750 nucleotides long. RefSeq names its product COMM domain containing 8 (gene commd8). The transcript has 5 exons. Bases 53 to 583 code for a protein of 176 amino acids. Lineage: Eukaryota; Metazoa; Chordata; Actinopteri; Perciformes; Liparidae. The record is from RefSeq and is a predicted model, not a curated record.